GCGCGCACUGGGCUUCACACAGAACAAGAAGCAUUUUUAGUUUGGCCCGAAUGAGAGGUUCAAGAAAUAAUUUUCUUAUACCGAAGCGUUAUUAUUAAUCGAGGAACUGCUGGAAUAAGAUUAAUUAAUUAAUUCCAUCACUAAAAUGAAAAGGAAUUUGAGCGAAACUUUACCCAGACCCACUGCUGGUUGUCUGUCUGUGCCACUGUUUAAUCAAAAGAGAAGAAGCCGGCUACCUUUGACAUCAAAUCCACCUGAGAAUGAAUUCUGUCGGACUGCCAGCAAUGAAUUUCAUCCAGCAGAGAGCUUGGCUUCUCCCUCGAUGUCAUCAGGGAAUUCUGGGAACUCUGAUGGCAAUGCCCCAAACUACAUAAUGUCUGCUGGGCAAAACAGUCCGUGGAGCAGGCAAGGACAGCUGAGCAACAGACCAGCAGCCAGCUCUGCGGGAAGAGGCCUUGCGCCAUUAACACAUCCCAGUAGAACUGGAAACGUGGGACCGCAAAUGGGACAGCCGGGAUCAACGGGUUGGCAGGGCCCCAGUGCACAGCCCGGCGCCAAACCGUGCAGUUUCCCCGACAGCAGGGGAAGCGUUCAGUACCGGUCCCAACCUUCCCACACUUACGUGCAAUCAGGCCAGCAGUCAGUGCCCAGACAGCCAGGUCUCCAAGGAUCCUUCCGUCCACUGCAACCGCAAAGACCGGUGACCACGCCGCCCCCGCCGCACCCGCCCGCUGCAGGCGGCCAAUGGCAGGACUCGACCUGGAAGUUUAAGACCGCUGCGCACAGCGGUCAGUUCAAAGAAGAUAACCCGGUUCUUCCCACCAAAAAUGCCACCCGGCCUCAGCAGAAAUCAGCUGUGUUGCAGAUUAAGCUGGCGGUGGACAGUUCCCUGCGCGUCCUGACCACGGUCAUCGGGGGGAUGAAGCACUGGAGCCAGUACAAGGACAGAGUGGCCUGCUUGUUUGAGGUUUUCGCGACUCUCGACUCUGCAGUCACGGUCGGUAAUCACGGUGCAAAGAGCUUCCUCUUGAGGGACGGGAAGGAUGUUGUGCGCUGCGUCUUCUACGAAACUGACCGGGACCUUCCCAGGCUGAUCCGGGGCCAGGUGCACCGCUGCGUGGGGAACUACCACGGGGGGCGGGACCUGCUCACCUGCGUGUCGGUCAGACCCGCCUCCCCCUCAGAGCAGAGGAACGCCCAGGAGUCGGUGAGGGCGUCGGACGCGGAGAUGAGGCGGCUGCUCCAGUCCUUCAGCGAGAUCUGACCUGUAGGGGGAGGGCAAGGGGGGCGUGGCCAGCGGCAGCUCAACAUUUAAUUGGUUAAGAAGUGUUCCAAACGCAAGAAAACCCGAAUCAGUUUCUCUGCAUAACAUGAUUGUUUUCCUAAUAUGAGAUUUUUAGGAACUGUUUGAAUGUUGUUCACAUUAAAUAUGUUAUAUUUAUAUAUUUAUUUAUGUUCUCUUUUAGCAUCAGAUUUCUGUCAGAUCUGCACAUUCCAUUGCAGAUUUCACAGCUGAUUAAUAUAAUUGAAUAUGAAGGUUAAUAUAUACUGUGUAGAGCCAUAUAUGGAAUGGGGGAAAAUGCACAUCCGUGUGAUUCCUCAUUAAGUCCCACUGUUUUUUCAUACAUACCUGUUCAUAUGCUCAGAUCUGUUUGUGUCGAGUCAGUGAAUAAAAUGUUUUCAUCAG
This is a messenger RNA of Anguilla anguilla (European eel), 1687 nucleotides long. Its product is annotated as spermatogenesis-associated protein 22. Lineage: Eukaryota; Metazoa; Chordata; Actinopteri; Anguilliformes; Anguillidae. The transcript is spliced from 8 exons. Gene Ontology annotation, biological process: gamete generation; meiotic DNA repair synthesis; regulation of meiotic cell cycle. The coding region runs from base 146 to 1264 and encodes 372 amino acids. The record is from RefSeq and is a predicted model, not a curated record.